Messenger RNA from Xiphophorus maculatus (southern platyfish), 2062 nucleotides. It is a transcript of the gene ildr1b, whose product is annotated as immunoglobulin-like domain-containing receptor 1. Gene Ontology annotation, molecular function: high-density lipoprotein particle receptor activity. The record is from RefSeq and is a predicted model, not a curated record. The transcript has 8 exons. NCBI's taxonomy places the organism in Eukaryota, Metazoa, Chordata, Actinopteri, Cyprinodontiformes, Poeciliidae. Bases 219 to 1862 code for a protein of 547 amino acids. Gene Ontology annotation, cellular component: plasma membrane.
AUCAUCCUCCGCCUUUCCACUGGAAGUUCGUCUGAACUACUGCUGAAACAUCUUCAGGGAGAAAAGCAACGCUACCAUGUUGCCUUUUUUGGAAACCCGGUGAUUAUGUAGAACAGCGAGUACAUGACGUUUUUCUACCAGUACUCCGGGUUUCUACAAGAUUUUCGGUUAACAAGAGCAACAAGUGAAGUUUCCGCGGAAGGAUACAGAGCACCGAGAUGGGAAAUGUGAUACUGGUGGUGUUUCUGCUGCUGCACCUGCCAACAGAGCUGCUGUCCAUUCAGGUGGUCGUUCCACAGGUUGAGAGAGCAACAGCGCUGUUUGCUUGGGUGACAAUCCGCUGCGACUACACAACAUCAGCAAACCAACAGGAGGUCCUCGUCACGUGGAAAUUCAAGUCGUUCUGUAAAGACCCAGUUCUGGAGUACUACUCCACAGCUUAUCAGGCGGCUCUCCAGAUGGGUCAGGAUCCUGCCAAUGACUGUCCAGACAGGCAGCGCACAGUUCGGACCGUCAUCCAGAAGAGAGGCGUCAAUGAGCCAACGCUGGGGUCAGAGUACAGAAAUCGUAAAAUCACAAUCCAGAACAAGGCCGACUUGGUGAUAAAUGAGGUGAUGUGGUGGGAUAACGGCAUGUAUUACUGCAGUAUCGAUGCUCCUGGUGACACCACAGGCGACUCGGAUCGAGAAGUCAGACUCAUCGUGUACCACUGGCUGACUGUGCUAUUUAUCAUCAUCGGCGCUCUGUUGCUCAUCAUGCUCUUCUGCAUAUGCUGCUGUCAGUGCUGCCCGCAGAAAUGCUGCUGCUAUGUCCGCUGCCCCUGCUGUCCGCAGACCUGCUGUUGCCCUGAAAAAGCUGUGAUGCAGCAUCGAAUGCUGAAACAAGCUCAGAAAGCCAUGGCUCCCUGGAUGUACGGUCAGCCUGUUUACGCAAACGUCAGCAACACCUCCUCCCAGGGUGUUCCCCUGCUCUACUCAGCCUCGGUGUCAGAUUACCCAACCAAACAAAACAUCUCCAUGACUCCCAUCCCUCUGGGACCCAUGGCCCUACAGCAGCAGCAGCCCCCUUUGCAUGCUCAAUACAUGGUGAAUGGCAGCCUGCGUAGCAGUAAUCAAAGUGCCAACCCAAUGCUGGAUUACCUGGAGAACCAGAUGAGAGGGCUGGAUGUGGGACCCCCUCAAAUGGCACCACAUGCUGUCCGAAACAUGGCCCCAUUACAGCCCCAACCCUCUCCUCCAGCUGUGCCCUACGCCCCCGGCCCGCCGAGCAUGUUGUCGGCGCUGGAUGAUAUGGGGGUGAAAGGGGUGGAAAGAAGGGUGAUCACUCUGCCUCCUAUCAUCCAGCGAGGUCCUGCUGGAGACGGGGCCGGAGGGUAUCCCAGAAUGUCCAGUCACUCUAGUGGGAGUACUAACCGAUCAGGAAGGGGCCAACGGGGAGACAACCGUGGGUACAGAACCAGAGAGGACCUUCUACCAAGGCAGGGGGUACUGCGUGAGUACAGCGACGAUUCGGACUGGGACAACCGGCGAGGAAGAGCAACGCACAGGAGUUCAAGGAACGAGAGGGGCAGUUCGUCCGGGAGGAGAGAGCGAGGGUCCAGGCCGCGUGCCCGAAGCCGCGACGACUUGAUGGAGGAGCUGCAUAGCAGAUCGGCAAGGAGGGAGAGGAGCUACUCCCCUCCUACGCACCACAAAGGAUCCUGGAGCUCAGAUGAGGGCAGCAGCCAGAAAAAAGGACGCAAAGUAAAGGAUUGGUCCGAGAAACCACCCAGCUACUACGCCAGUGAGGUGCAGCCUGAUCGCAGGAACUACAGCCAUCUUUCUGAUAGAGGCUCCCAUAGCAGUACCAGCGUAGUCAUCUGAAACAUUUCUUUUGUAUUCCCUUCACUGCUUCCAAUGAAGAAGUUUGUAACUGUAGCUGAUUAAUAAACUGAAAUGUUGUUUUACAGACCUAAAACAUUUAGGACUGUAAAAAUAUGCACAUACAUGUAGUAUAUGUGCAUAAGUUUGAACUGCAAAUCCAUUGUGUAUUACAGCAAUAUAAUAAAUCAUGUUCAUUUCCA